GCAGCUCCCGGAAGCUGAGGGGGUUAAAGACAUUCGCUUCCUUUCCCCGCCUCUUAGUCCCGCAGAUUGCUAGUCGACAUAGCCAAUAGAAGGGCGGACUGGUACUUCCUGUUAUUUGAUUGGCUUAAAGUUUUGCAACCGCCCAGACAAACUUGCCGAGGAUUGGCUGAGCCUUCAGUUUUGAAAAUCAUAGAUUUCGCCCGCGCUGCGCCGCCUGGGUGCUCCUCCAGUGCGGUGAGCCCCGAAGGCCCGGAGCCGAGUGGGUCUGGGCAAGCGGGGCGUCAGCUAGGGGUACCACCGGAUUUGGAUCGGAGCAGCCUUCAGGGGACGUGGCGCAGUCGAACAGAGCCACCAUGGGGACGACAGCCCCAGGGCCCAUUCACCUGCUGGAGCUAUGUGACCAGAAGCUCAUGGAGUUUCUCUGCCACAUGGAUAAUAAGGACUUGGUGUGGCUUGAGGAGAUCCAGGAGGAGGCCAAGCGCAUGUUCACCAGAGAGUUCAGCAAAGAGCCAGAACUGAUGCCCAAAACACCUUCUCAGAAGAACCGACGGAAGAAGAGACGGAUUUCUUAUGUUCAGGAUGAAAACAGAGACCCCAUCAGGAAAAGGUUAUCCCGCAGAAAGUCUCGGAGCAGCCAGCUGAGCUCCCGACGCCUCCGCAGCAAGGACAGUGUAGAAAAGCUGGCCACAAUGGCGGGGGAGAACGGCUCCGUCCUGCGGCGUGUGACCCGUGCUGCGGCUGCGGCUGCUGCGGCCACCAUGGCAUUGGCUGCACCUUCUUCGCCCACCCCUGAGUCUCCCACCAAGUUGACCGAGAAGCCCAAGGAUAACCGCACCCCGUGCCAGCUGGUGCCUGUGGUGGAGAUUGGCAUCAGUGAGCGCCACAAUGCUGAGCAGCAUAUCACCCAGCUCGUGUCCGUCCAGCCUCUGCCCCGUACUCUGUCCCCGACUCCGGCUUCAGCCACAGCUCCAGCCUCCCAGGGCAUCCUGACGUCGGAUGAGGAAUCAACACCUAAGAAGUCAAAGGCCAGGAUACUGGAGUCCGUCACAGUGAGCUCCCUGAUGGCUACACCCCAGGACCCCAAGGGUCGAGGGGUCGGGACGGGGCGGUCUGUGUCUAAGCUCAGGAUUGCGCGGGUCUCCCCUGGCCCACGGGACUCGCCAGGCUCUCCAGACUCUCCGUGGCGGGAGCGGGUGCUGGCUCCCAUCCUGCCGGAUAACUUCUCCGUGCCCACGGGCUCUCCCGCGGACUCUCAGUCGGUGCGGCACAGCCUGGUCGCCCUGUCCUCCCUGAGUCCCCAAGUCUUAGCCCAGAAGUACUCUCUGGUGGCCAAACAGGAAAGUGUUGUCCGCAGGGCGAGCAGAAGGCUUGCCAAGAAGACUGCCGAAGAGCCCGCUGCCUCUGGCCGCAUCAUCUGUCACAGUUACCUGGAGAGGCUCCUGAAUGUUGAGGUGCCCGAGAAAGUUGGUCCUGAGCAGGAGUCCGCCGAGGAGGCUGAGCCUGUAGCGGCAGCUGAGCCAGAGGUCCCUGAGAACAAUGGAAAUAACUCGUGGCCCCGCAAUGACACGGAGAUUGCCAAUAGCACACCCAACCUGAAGCCUGCAACCAGCAGCCCGGAAACACCCUCUGCAGGGCAGCAAGAGGCCAAGACAGACCAAGCAGAUGGACCCAGAGAGCCACCGCAGAGUGCCAGGAGGAAGCGCAGCUACAAGCAGGCGGUGAGUGAGCUGGACGAGGAGCAGCAGCUGGAGGAUGAGGAGCUGCAGCCCCCCAGGAGCAAGACCCCUUCCUCACCCUGCCCAUCCAGCAAGGUGGUGCGGCCCCUCCGGACCUUUCUGCACACGGUGCAGAGGAACCAGAUGCUCAUGACCCCGACCUCAGCCCCCCGCAGCGUCAUGAAGUCCUUUAUUAAGCGCAACACUCCCCUGCGUGUGGACCCCAAGUGCAGCUUCGUCGAGAAGGAGCGGCAGCGCCUGGAGAACCUGCGGCGGAAGGAGGAGGCCGAGCAGCUGCGCAGGCAGAAGGUGGAGGAGGACAAGCGGCGGCGGCUGGAGGAGGUGAAGCUGAAGCGUGAGGAACGCCUCCGCAAGGUGCUGCAGGCCCGCGAGCGGGUGGAGCAGAUGAAGGAAGAGAAGAAGAAGCAGAUUGAGCAGAAGUUUGCUCAGAUCGACGAGAAGACUGAGAAGGCCAAGGAGGAGCGGCUGGCGGAGGAGAAGGCCAAGAAAAAGGCGGCGGCCAAGAAGAUGGAGGAGGUGGAGGCGCGCAGGAAGCAGGAGGAGGAGGCGCGUAGGCUCAGGUGGCUGCAGCAGGUGCGAGCGCAGGAGGAGGAAGAGCGGCGGCACCAAGAGCUGCUGCAGAAGAAGAAGGAGGAGGAGCAGGAGCGGCUGCGGAAGGUGGCCGAGGCUAAGCGGCUGGCGGAGCAGCGGGAGCAGGAGCGGCGCGAGCAGGAGCGGCGUGAGCAGGAGCGGCAGCUGGCAGAGCAGGAGCGUCGGCGGGAGCAGGAGCGGCUCCAGGCCGAGAGGGAGCUGCAGGAGCGGGAGAAGGCCCUGCGGCUGCAGAAGGAGCGGCUGCAGAGGGAACUGGAGGAGAAGAAGAAGAAGGAAGAGCAGCAGCGUCUGGCUGAGCGGCAGCUGCAGGAGGAGCAAGAGAAGAAAGCCAAGGAGGCAGCAGGGGUCAGCAAGGCCCUGAACGUGACUGUGGACGUGCAGUCUCCAGCUUGUACCUCAUAUCAGAUGACUCCACAAGGGCGCAGGGCCCCUCCCAAGAUCAACCCAGAUAACUACGGGAUGGAUCUUAAUAGCGACGACUCCACCGAUGAUGAGGCCCAUCCCCGGAAGCCCAUCCCCAACUGGGCCCGAGGCACCCCGCUCAGCCAGGCCAUCAUUCACCAGUACUACCACCCGCCGAACCUUCUGGAGCUCUUUGGAGCCAUUCUCCCGCUGGACUUGGAGGAUAUCUUCAAGAAGAGCAAGCCCCGCUAUCACAAGCGCACCAGCUCUGCUGUCUGGAACUCGCCGCCUCUGCAGGGCGCCAGGGUCCCCAGCAGCCUGGCCUACAGCCUGAAGAAGCACUGAGGCUGGCCUGCGUCUUUCUUAGCAGCCUCACCUCCUGUCUAUGUCUAUCUAUCUGUCUGUCGGUCUCUGUCUUGGUCUGUCCACCUCCUUCUUGGCAUGCCAUUGUGGAGGGCUCGGCCAGGUGUAUAUAAACGUCCUCUGUGCUGGGUGUUUCUGCUGCAGGUGGCAGGUGGCCCCAGGCCUGUUUGGAGGAUGGGCUGGGUGGGUGGGUGGGGAAGAACUGGGCCCAGCCCCACAUGACCUGCAGAUAGUGCUCUGUAAAUAGUUGUUUUAAUUUAGCUGAAUGUUAGCGUUUUAGUCUUUGGCAUUUUAGUAUUUGGGAGGUAGAUUAAUAAAGUAUAUUCCUUCAAGCCUGCUGUUGAUACCGUGAAGACUGGGCGCCUCAGCCCUGGCCCUGUAGCUGUGUGUCUUGGGCCACCGGUGGCCUGCAGGACCAAGGUACUGUUCCAUCACCUGCGGUGUGCCUCAGGAUCACCGGGUGCAGACGCCCGCCCUCGGAGAUGCUGCUGCAGUGGGUGGUUCCACUGCCUGGAUAACCCCUGAGGAACAUUUCAGUUACUGUCACGAUGGGGCAGGUGGAGCUCCUCCCUGUUUUUUGGGGUGCUCCCUGUUUGUAACGGGAAACUUGCUCACUGGGAAAGACCUGUGUCUUGACACAGCCCUGCCACUUAGUCCCCUACCCUCUCUAUUCCCCAGGCUCCACCCUUGCUGCACAGGUACAAAUGGACCUGAGAACAUCUGUGUGCUGGUGAAGCAUGAGGUCUGAGUAGAAAAGGGGUAUCCCUUGAGCCCACCUUGGGACCAGUGCUUGCAAGCAGCGAGAUAUUUCCCCAGCAAAACCAGGCAGCUGCCAAUUAAAUGCUUAGCGCCGAUGAAAGCUGGCUGUGGUCCUGCCUGUGAGCUGCCUGCUGCUGCCUUCAGAAUGCAUACAUCUGCUACUCUAGCCCGGGGUUGCCAAACUAUGGCCUCUGGGCCAAAUCCAGCCACAGUCGGUUCUUUAAAGUUUUAUCGAAACACAAGCAAUGGAAAUGCCCAUUUCUUUACCUGUUGUCUCCAGUUGCUCUGCUCUGAGGGCAGUGUUAAGUUGUGUAGCAGAGGCCCAUCCAUGCAAAGCUGAAAAUGUUUACUAUUUGAACUUUUACAGAAGUUCUGCUUAAGGACAAAAUAAAGCCUAAAUCCAAGAAUACUUUUAAAAAUGAGGAAAUAGUGAACACAAUAGAUAGAAGUCUGGAAGUUUCUACCCAUGCCAAGAAAAGUGUUUUAUGGUUUGUUCAAAUAUGUUGUGCAGUUCAAAUUUUUUCCCGAUAUUCUCUGACUAGACACUUGUACUGAGUAAACUGGCGAGUGUGUCUGUCUAAAACCACAAUAUCAAAAUAUCACUUAAAGCAUCUUUAUAUAGUGUGUUUAAGAAAAAGUUAUUAUUCAGCAGAAAGGUAAUUGCAAUUGGUCUGCAUAUUUACCAACACUUGGUAUUGUCUGUUUCUUAUUUUAGCCAUGCAAAUAGGUGUGUACGGAUAUCUAAUCAUGGCUUUCAUUUGAAUUUCCCUAAUGGCUGAUGGUUGAACAUCUUUUCAUGUACAUUUCUGUCAUCUGUAUAUCUUUGGUGAAGAGUCUUCAAAUCUUUUGUUCAUCUUAAAAUUGGAUUGUUAUGUUACCGUUGGGUUUAAGAAUCUUUACAUAUUAUGAAUACAAAUAUGUUGUCAGAUACAUGCUUUGCAGUAUUUUCUCCCAAUCUGUAGCUUGUCUUUAAAAAAAAACUUUUUUUUUUUUUUUAGAGAUGAGGUCUUGCUACAUUGGCCAAGCUGGUCUGAAACUCCUGGUCUGAAGUGAUCCUUCUGCCUUGGCCUCCCAAAGUGCUGAGAUUGUAGGCAUGAGCUGCCAUGCCUAGCCCAGCUUUUUGUUUACUUACCAGUGCUUUUCACAGAACAAAAAUUUUAAUUUGAUGAAGUCCAAUUAAUUAAAUUUUAAAAAUAGAGUGUGUUUUUUUGUCAUGUCUAAGAAACCAUUGUCUAGUCCUAGGUCCUAAUUCUCCUUUGUUUUCUUCUAAAUGUUUUUUAUUUUACAUGUUACAUUUAGAUUUAUGAUCUAUUUUGAGUUAACUUUUUUUUAAGUAUGAAGUUUACGUUUUUUGUUUGUGUUUAGGAGCAUAUGGAUGGAUGUCUAAUUGUUCCAGCACCAUUUGUUGGAAAGACUAUCCUUUCUCUGCUGAAUUUCUUUUAUAUCUUUGCCAGGAGUUAGCCAUAUUGGUAUGGGUCUAUUUCUAGACUUUUUGUUUUCUCCCAUUGAUCUGUACAUCUCUCCUUUUGCCAAUACCACAUAAAUCAAGAUGACUAUAGCUUUGUAAUAAGUAUUAAAAUCUGGUAAUAUAAUUCUUCCAAUUUUAUUUUUCUUUUAAAAUUAUUUUGACUAUUGUAUCAGUGUUACUUUUCCAUUUAAAUUUUAGGGUUAGCUUAUCUACAAAAGUCCUGCUGGGAUUUUGAUUGGAAUUGCAUUAAAUCUAUAGAUAAGUUUGGGGAGAAUGAACAUA
Molecule: messenger RNA, 5601 nt
Organism: Chlorocebus sabaeus (green monkey)
Lineage: Eukaryota; Metazoa; Chordata; Mammalia; Primates; Cercopithecidae
Gene: INCENP
Product: inner centromere protein
Biological process (GO): mitotic cytokinesis; meiotic spindle midzone assembly; metaphase chromosome alignment
Cellular component (GO): midbody; kinetochore; nucleus
Source: RefSeq, a predicted model, not a curated record